UUCCCCAAGAUCUCACGAGAUCUCAGGGAGAAGUUUUAUUUUUGGUCUCAGCAAAUGAAUGUAAUUUUGUAUUACACACAAGCCAGUCAGGGGUGGACUGACAACUCAUGGGGCCCCCAGGCAAUAGGGGAUCAUGGGGCCCCUGUGUCCUUGCCCAAACUCAAAAAAGCCUAUGAAAAAGGUACCAGGGGCAUCUCAUGGGGCCCCCUACUGACCCCGGGCCCUCGGGCAGUGCCCGAGUUUCCAAAUGGUUAGUCUGCCCCUG
Messenger RNA from Staurois parvus, 265 nucleotides. The record is from the annotation of a GenBank genome assembly. NCBI's taxonomy places the organism in Eukaryota, Metazoa, Chordata, Amphibia, Anura, Ranidae.